Messenger RNA from Amoebophrya sp. A25, 4665 nucleotides. The record is from the annotation of a GenBank genome assembly. Lineage: Eukaryota; Dinophyceae; Syndiniales; Amoebophryaceae.
CUUUGAUUCUGCUAAUCUUUUUAUGCUGAAGCUUGCUGGAUCCUCAUAUUUUUCGACGUGGUAAUAAAUACAUACUAAGUAUAAAUGAGAAAUAAAAGAAGCAGCCAGAACCACGAUCGAAUAAGUAUAUUAAUGCUCUCUGCUCGUUGUCAACAUGAUAGUAGGACAUUAACUCAGAAAGAGAUGGAGAUGAUUGAUUGAAGAAGCAUUAUCAAAUAAAUCAUAAUCAAGAAUAUGAAAAAUUUUGUACUUGAUCAUCUCCAACUGAGCUCAGCAUUUCAGAAAAAGGAUCUGGAUGAGUGAAAACAGCCAUGAUGUACUUGUCUUUUUAGAGAAGGUGUCAACUUUCUGAACGUGACACGCAAACGUUGGAGCCUCGUGUUGGUUUCCCCUAGUCAUUUCGACUAGCGUCUGCCUAUUCCUAUCCUUGGGAAAAACCCUCAAUUGGUUUCAAAACACAAAAAAUCAAAAGAGCUUAUCUGCUUCGGUAGGAAUAUCGCUGUAGUACGAAUGAUUUCCUCUCUUAGUGUUAUUAUAAGUUUCUAAAAAUUCGCAUGAUGGAGCAGGCUGUAGCUCCCUACUGAUGCAUCAACACCUUUAACAAAAGUUAAAGUUCUGAAAUGAUUUCCAAGAAGAUACAAGAAAACAGCAUACCCAUACUCGUGUCGGAAAAACAAGAGACGAGCCGCGGCGUCGCUCGUGAACGAACGUAAUCAACCGAGUCAUCCAAGAGCAGCGAAAGCGCCUUGGCCUUCCAGAAUGGUGUCGUCUUACUUAUGGCGUAUCAGCAGCACGACUUCAUAUUCUGGAUUUGAAAUUACAUACAAGUCAGUAGCUAUAAUAGAAUUUAUUUUAGAAGUGAACUACACUAAGACAAGAAAGACUAAGAUGAAUGUUGCAGAGAUUGGGACAAACACAAUCUACAUGACAAAGCAGGUUAGAAUUUUUUUUUAGAAGAAGCUGCCACCUGCCAUUCUGAUCCUUCCAAGUCAAAAAAGUUAAACCUCUAACAAACUUCACAAGUUUGUUCUGUUGUUCGUCCUCUACGUCAUCCGGCACGAAAGCUGAUCAAACUAAGCCUUCGCGCGAUCCUCCAACGGCCUUGGGAUCAUCUUCCUCAUCGCAGAGCAGGAAUAGUUAUGUUCGAUGGGAGGCAAGGCACACGAUAACAGCCGCUUGUUUUCUCUUUGGUAACACAUCAGCAGAGGAGCUACGCUUGUACCUCCAUGAUCCAUUUAUAUUCAGCAGGGAAAUUUUACACUUUGGCAGAAGACCGCGAUGAUUGGUGAUUACUCGAGGUACUAGUUCUAAGUCCAAAGAGCUAUGACUCUCUAAUUCUCAACGGAGGGGGCUCCAGGACAUGUAACAUGCCACGCUGACACGAUGUUGGGUCCGAUUCCUGUGGGUGCAUUAUUUGCCGAUGCCUCUAGACAAGAAGCGCCUAGGUCAAGUGCCGCCUUCGAGUCACUUCCUCUUAAGACAGCACUGUAAAAAUUUUGUUUUGGCUUAUUUGAGUUGGAGGUCCUGAGCUUUCGCCUUGCACUUAGCGAGCUGCACGACAUUUUUAUGGUUUGAUUCAUGAGGGCAAAGUGCCGCUCCUUAUCCGCAUGGGAAUAGGUUGUGCCUAAGUAAAAACCAACCCUUCAAGAACUUCUUCAUUCUCUUCAGUAUGAAUCAUGUACUCGUCAUCAAUGUCAGAUGGCGUGGCCUAGUAAUCAAUAUCCAUCCACCAUUGACUACAUCAACGAGAACGACAAGCUGCAUCAUCUACUUCUAAUCAUGAUAGCAGCACUAGUCUAGUAAGUACAUAAAAACAGAACUACAACUUCCAACAGUGGCUACAGCGACGCUUCUACAACGUAUUUCUACAACGAUAAUAUUAAGUCUCAUCGAUCCACUUCUAACACUUGCAACGCUAGAUUUGACUCUUUAGGACCCAGGGAUAGAGUGAAGAUGAAAACGACGCUACAAAAUCUUACCACGCGAUUCGUAAUGGAGCUGCAGAAGGGCAAAGUCUUUCUCAAAUUGGGAAGAAAUGUUAAGGUGUAGAUGGUAUCUAGCAGGUACAAGUAUAAAGUUUGAGUACUACUAGUGCCUAGUGGGUAGAAAUUUAGUUACGACUUCAUCAACCUCUACUGCAUUCAUUUUGAUAGCAGUAGGUUGUAGACGAGUUUAUUUCCUGCAUUAUAGCAGUAACAGGUAAGUAAUUUGAUCGUGUUCAAUGGGGUGUAUUACCCAAAAUCCGAUCUUUGUUAUACCGUACAAUAAACUGUCCUUGAAGCUAUUAGAAAGUCUAAGAUCCGGCGAUUGUUUUACCGUUGGUGCACCAUCGAUGCUGGCAGAUCGAGCUUUAGUAUGAACGUAAAGGGGCAAAUAGUGGAGUAUCCUUUCUUUAUGCACGGUUUGAUAGUUGUACUAAUGUUCAGUUGAUGACGUUGGUAUUCACUUGACCAGGGACAGGGAGGGUUAGACCUGAAAUGCAUGACCAUGACCAUGCUAAGAUGAUCGUGCUCAUCGUGUUUGAUGUCUUUUCAAGUACUCAUAAUAUGGGGCGCAUGGUGCAUGGCGUAGCAUGCAGUGCAUGGAACACCUGCAGCCUGCCCACGCAUGGAAUGUGUCGCAAGCGUGUAACGGACGGCCACGCGUGGAGCAUGCCCCGCCGAAGUUGGGUCUGAUAGUCUAGACGCCUGGGGGCGGGAGGCGCUUGGUGAUGUGUCGGGGGGUGACGUUCCCGGCGGCGCUGCAGCUAAGGGGGCCCUGAGCUAAGGGAGCCAGCUUGCGAGUGAGUAGGCGGGCAGUUGUAGCCGUCGGGGGUUUGUAGCGUAGGCGGGGAGCUGUAGCCCCAACCAUGGGCGCAGCCGGCGGCGCUUUGGCUGAUGCCUUGGCCGUCUUAAGGACCCCCGCCCGCGAGUGAGUGGCCUGGGAGUCUUCGCUGUCCGGGUUGGCUGAUAGGCCAGACGCACGGGGAGCACUGUCUUGGGUGUAACAUGCCCAGGGGUCGCUGGCGGCGCUGCAGCUGCUUGGACGGCUUGAGGGCGCCGGGCCUGGGCCGCGGGUGAGCGCGUCGGCCCGGGGGCUCUGCGUAGAAGUCGGAGCUGGGGUUGGCAGGUUAGGCGUCUGAGGUGCCUCCCCGAUGUACCGAGCUGGAGGCGUGUACACUCUGACAGAGAGGCGCCCGAACGGCGUCUCGCAAAAUUUUCACGAAUGAAGUGCAUGGGGUACCUGCUCCAUGCUACUCCAUGUGUUCCAUGCACUCCAUGCCAUGUGCCUGGAGAAUCCUUAUAAAUAUAAACUGCUCUGUCGUAUGAAACAAAGAAAGUCAUCGCCUCGCUUUCUGCUUUUUACAUCAAUUUGAUACUCUCUUGACAGGGAGCUACAAGCAAAUAUUUAGGGCUCAGCUCUAUUAUCUAUUGUCCUCUCCAACAUGAACAUCAUCUUUAUCUACUUUAGAAUCAUUUUUGUACACGUAUGACACCACUCAUACUGUCUCAAAUCCAGUCUGUUCGCUUUGGAUUCGACCUCUCGGAUUUCUUUCAAGUGCCUCUUUCGAUGCCUAGCGAGUCGCUUGGCGGCGUUUUGAUAUUGAAUGACAUUAAGGAAACGUUAUUCUAACGAUACAUGAGGACAAUAAUUUGUGAAUGAUAUACCUUAAUAUGGGCUUGACGAGCUGCAUAAUAUCGUCAUCACAAUCACAUGCUGCAGAUGAUGCAGCACUAGGUCCACCACCAUCCGUGACCAUGAUUUCAAGUACCAGUGCCACCAAUGAAAAGUCACCUACAAAGGAGUAUAUUUUGCGUCUGAAAUACAGUAGAACAAAUCAUUUCUAGAACUAGCCAAUUUCUAGGCAUCUUCGUGUCCCGGAUAUUGUUUAGUCUCCGUUAUAGUACACGCACGGCUAAUGUGUGAGACUCAUCAUGCCAUGCCAUGCGUCCAGCACUGUCUCAUCAUGUCAUGCCAUGCGUCCAGCACUGUCUAAGAAAAACCGCCGAUUGAACCUGGUUUUUUCAAGUCCAGACGAGCGAGACCAAUUCGUCUCCUGCAUGCUGGUACUUCUCGCAGAUCAUCGAAUGCGAGACAAGGCUUAGAUGAUGUUCGGCAGACCAUGACCAACACAUAUAAAUAGAUGAUCAUGGGAAGACCAACACAUGGUAAAAAGAUGACCACAUAAUGAGAAGACCAACACAUAGAUGAUGUUGGGGAAACCAACACCUAGAUGACGUUGGGGAAACCAACGCAUAGAUGAUGUUCUUGGGGAAACCAAUACUGUUGAGGAGACGUCCUUGGGAAACGAGAACUGCGCAGAAACAUAGGUAAGGAGAUAGUUUUUUAGGUGGAUCCACUCCUUCUAUCCUAUCUAUUUUGCAUCUAUCAAACCAUCGAGGCUCGCUCCCCUGAAGGGGAAAGGGAUAGCGGUGGGGGUCUGCCUAGAUGGAAUAGACACCAUUCAUACUAUCUCAACAGGAGAACUGCAAUUAUACCGACACACUUUCAAUUCAUUCUCUUUUCAAUCACUCUCUAUCAAUUUUCAAUCAUUUACAUCAUAUUUUGUGAAAUUGAAAAGGAAUUCAUGAAAUCGUACGCCGAGUGUUUCGCUCGACGAGGUCCAGACUUUCAGUACAACUUUCUGGUCUUGACAAUUAUAUUCAGUGUUGGAGGAGGUGUUCC